AUGGUCCCUGUGUUCGGCUUCUGCCUGGGGUCUUGGAUCAAUUCCACGUUCUGGCGCAGAGGCGCCAUCACCUCUGUUAUGGCCCCCAUGAGCUCCAUAAAGCCGCGACGGAUCUCCUCCUGCAGCGUCUUACUCAGGGUAUCUGCCAUGCUGCCUCUCCACGUCUCCUGUGCUUGCGCUAUGGCGACAUUUACUCCUGAGAGAAUCUCGGAGGGCAGUGCGUUGGAUUGGCCUGGCAAAUUCCAGCUGUCGUCUCCACGCCCCUCAGCGCCCUGUGUGUCACCGCCUUGCAUCUGUCCUUGGAGGUUACCUGGUGGAGGAGUCCUGCGGGUCAUUUUCUGUUUAGACCGCAAGUUGUACGCGCUCAUCAACUUGGCCCUAUAUUUCCCUACCUCGAACUAUCCUACUUAUCUUUUUAUUCACUACAAUUAUCUAUUUUUCUUUCAGAACAAUCGCGUAAACACUACCUAUAACGCUAGCUCACUGAUCUUCAGCACAAAAACACUUAAUACGGCAAAACAAUAAUAAGGGGGAAAGGAACCACAAC
Messenger RNA from Drosophila miranda, 547 nucleotides. RefSeq lists its product as uncharacterized. Lineage: Eukaryota; Metazoa; Arthropoda; Insecta; Diptera; Drosophilidae. The record is from RefSeq and is a predicted model, not a curated record. The transcript has 2 exons. Bases 1 to 525 code for a protein of 174 amino acids.